GAUCCUUGAGAUCUUAUAAUUAAAUAAUUUUAAUGAAGACUCUCAUUCUGUUAGCAAUAGCUGUGGGAACCACUAUUGCAAUUACUACUACAACUCUUGCUGAAAGUGGAUCCUAUAGGUUCACAAUCAGUUUUUCAUAGAAUUCGAGCAACAGCAGUAACUCUGAUGUGGUCUUGGGACUGACUGUUGGCUCUAUAACUACUCCAUUAACUGGUAGUUACUAUGCUCCUGAAGCUUGCUUAAAUGUAGCCACUUCAAAUUAUCAGCUUACCACUGCAAGCACCACUUUGAAGGGCUUUGGAAUUGAAUGGCAAUGUCAUUCAACUUGCUCACAUUUGGCUGCAGUGUACAACUCAGUCACUUUCUAUGCCGGUGCUAAUUGGGGACAAACAACAGCUCACGUUAUAUCCUCCCAAUCUUCACUAACCUCUGUAUCAUCUCCUCUUGGAACCAACUCCAACAACUCCACUGCCAAGACUGUAUCCUACACCUUCUAUGGAUUGACUCCAACCUAACUUGCAAGUACUGUAUACAUGCCAAACCAGACAGAAGUCUGGUUUGGCAGAUGCUUUGGAAGAUUCAAUUACUCAGCCAGCCUCUGAUAUUCUAAAGGAAUUGCUGACUUAGCUACCACAAUUGGCAAUGGAAGGAACUUGAGUCUCAGUGGUUCCACAAUAUCUUCCUCAGAGAGUCAAAAGGGCCGGUUCUGGGCAAUCUUCUCUAUGGCCAAGACGAUUCUAGCCUACCUGGCUUAACCUGAAGGAGUCUGAAUAUUGGAGUUUAAACAAGUUAAAUUCGCUAAGAUUUUAAUCAAUA
This is a messenger RNA of Moneuplotes crassus, 816 nucleotides long. Lineage: Eukaryota; Ciliophora; Spirotrichea; Euplotida; Euplotidae. The record is from the annotation of a GenBank genome assembly.